This is a messenger RNA of Caenorhabditis auriculariae, 1768 nucleotides long. Lineage: Eukaryota; Metazoa; Nematoda; Chromadorea; Rhabditida; Rhabditidae. The record is from the annotation of a GenBank genome assembly.
AUGAAGACGUCUCUUUGCCUGCUUCUCCUCGCCGCCGUCGUUGCGGCUGAGGUUUACUUCAAGGAAGAGUUCUCGGAUGAUAGCUGGGAGAAGAGAUGGAUCCAAUCCAAGCACAAGGAUGACUACGGAGCGUUCAAGCUCUCUGCUGGAAAAUACUUCGGCGAUAAGAAGCGUGACCAGGGCAUCAAGACCAGCCAAGACGCCAAGUUCUACUCGCGCGGAGCCAAGUUCCCCAAGUCUUUCUCCAACAAAGGCAAGACGGUCGUCAUCCAGUUCACUGCCAAGCACGAACAGGGAAUUGACUGCGGAGGCGGUUACGUUAAGGUUUCUUUUUUUUUUAAAUUCUAAAACCGAAAAAAUUACCCAAAUAUAAUUUUUGCAUAAGUAUUCCCGACCGUGAAUUGGUCUAUCAUACAUUAGUUUUUUUUUGCCAGAAACUUGAAAAAAAUUAGGGAAAGUUUGUAAAAUAGUAUUUUUGGUAAAUUUUUUUAUUUUUCUAAACUUUACACAGCAUGUUUCAGGUUAUGCGAUCUGACGCCGACUUGGCUGACUUCCACGGAGAGACUCCCUACAAUGUGAUGUUCGGUCCUGAUAUCUGCGGCCCCACUCGCAAAGUCCACGUUAUCUUCUCCUACAAGGGCAAGAACCACCUUAUCAAGAAGGACAUUCGCUGCAAGGUUCGUCAAAAACUAAUUAUAUCUUGAUACUCAUUUUUUUUUUUCAGGAUGAUGAGCUCACUCACUUGUACACCUUGAUCUUGAACCCCGACAACACCUACGAGGUGCAGAUUGAUGGAGAGAAAGUCGAAGGUGGCUCUCUCGAAGAGGACUGGGAUCUCCUCCCAGCCAAGAAGAUCAAGGAUCCCGACGCGAAGAAGCCUGAAGAUUGGGAUGAGCGAGAGUACAUCGACGACGCCGAAGACAGCAAGGUUAGUUUUUAAAGUUGAUAGUUUGGACAAAAAAAACCAUCACUUUCACCAUGGUAAAAAAUUUCAUAUGUCAAUCAAAGUAGCUAUUCUGGACAAAUUUUUUAUCAAAACAGUAGAAAGAACAAACAAUUGGACAAACUUUUGAUGAUGACGAAGCAUUUUUAUGGUCAUUUUUGUCAAAAGGAACAUAAGAAAACGAUAACCUUAUUGCUAAAUAAGAGUAUUAUAUUUUUCUAAAAACGUUUUUUUCAGCCAGAAGACUGGGACAAGCCGGAGCAUAUGCCUGAUCCGGAUGCCAAGAAGCCGGACGACUGGGAUGAUGAAAUGGACGGAGAAUGGGAGCCACCAAUGAUCGACAACCCAGAAUACAAGGGAGAAUGGAAGCCGAAGCAGAUCAAGAAUCCCGAAUACAAGGGCAAAUGGAUCCAUCCCGAAAUCGACAACCCAGAGUACACUCCUGAUGACGAUCUCUACCUCUACGAGAACUGGGGAGCCAUCGGAUUCGAUCUGUGGCAGGUAGACUAUUCUUGAAUCUAAUUUAAAUUCAACAUUGCUCUUAACAAAAAUUCGAAAAAUUUUCUCUUUUUUUAGGUUAAAGCCGGUACCAUCUUCGACAACGUCCUCGUUGCCGAUUCUGUUGCCGAUGCCAAGGCCCAUGCUGCCGAGACUUUCGACCUCCUGAAGACGGCCGAGAAGGAGCAGAAGGAGAAGGCUGACGAAGAAGCCCGCAAGAAGUUGGAGGAAGACGAGAAGAAGCGCAAGGAAGAAGAGGAUUCCAAGAAGGAGUCUGCCGAUGACGAGGAAGAGCCCGAGGAGAAGGAAGAUCACGAUGAACUUUAA